UGCGCUUUCCCAGACAGCUCUACCAAUGCCUGAAACACAACGAUUAACAGUGGUCAGACGCGAUCAAUAUCAUAAAAAGUUUCAUGAAAAGGAUUAUGCUGAUCAUCCGAUGAACGACUUGUAACUUAGUUGUAUUCUUCGCCGUCUCCCAUUAUUUAGUGAGAAUGCCGGAGUCUGUGCUGCUGAAUGUGGGUUUCUUGGGUAAAUCAUCCGUCGUGCUCGUGUGUCUCUGCGGGGUUCACAUCAUCGUUGCACUGUUUUUAUAUUUAACACAGUCACCUACGAAAUUUACGAAUUACCGGCAAAUGCCAUCAGACUCUACUUUAGUUAAUGUUACUUCACAAACUCACAGAAUUGUCAUCCGAUAUGACAAUGGAACAGUAGAAACAGACGUAAAUAAACUGAUCUAUACUAUAGCAAGUGUAAUUAAAGAUGACGUUGAAGAACCCACAAUACUAGAAUCGUGUCCUGAGACGUCACCACUUUUGGUGGGUCCAAUGCGAGUUGAAUUUUCGGAGAAAGUGGAUUUGGAUAUGGUACGUAAAGAAAAUCCACAGCUGGUGAUGGGCGGCAGGUAUAAACCCAGCGAUUGUGUGGCUCUGCAAAAAGUGGCAUUAAUCAUCCCAUUCAGAAACAGAGAUGAACACCUGAAGUACUGGCUCCACUACAUUCACCCCAUCCUACAGAGACAGCAGCUUGAUUAUGGGAUUUAUGUCAUACAACAGGAAGGACAGGACACAUUCAACAGGGCGAAACUGCUCAACGUGGGUUACGCAGAGGCCCUAAAGGAGUAUGAUUAUGACUGUUUCAUCUUCAGUGAUGUAGACAUCAUCCCUAUGGACGACCGCAACACCUACAAGUGCUCCAGCCAGCCGCGUCACCUCUCUGUGUCCAUGGACAAAUUUGGUUUUAGGUUGCCAUAUAAACAGUAUUUUGGGGGUGUAUCAGCAAUGAGUAAACAGCAGUUUCAAAAGAUUAAUGGCUUUCCUAAUAACUACUGGGGCUGGGGAGGAGAAGACGAUGACAUCUUUAACAGGUUGACGUUUCAAGGAAUGAAAAUAUCAAGACCGAGUGGAGACAUCGGAAAAUGCAGAAUGAUUCGUCACUCGAGAGACAAAAAAAAUGAGGAAAACCCACAGAGAUUUAAGAAAAUUGCUCACACAAAACAGACAAUGAACACGGAUGGCAUCAAAUCGCUCAAAUACAAAGUGAUAAAUAUAGAGAAAGACCAACUCUACACCAAAAUCUCUGUGGACAUCGGCAAACCAUGAAAACCCUAUAGAGCUCAGAAGAAACCUGUAUCUCGCUGCAACUCUUCAGGGAUCUUUAGACUGCACAGCUCUCUCCGAAUCGGUUCAAACCUAGUGA
Molecule: messenger RNA, 1368 nt
Organism: Rhinichthys klamathensis goyatoka
Lineage: Eukaryota; Metazoa; Chordata; Actinopteri; Cypriniformes; Leuciscidae
Gene: b4galt1
Product: UDP-Gal:betaGlcNAc beta 1,4- galactosyltransferase, polypeptide 1
Exons: 6
Coding region: 165-1271 (368 amino acids)
Biological process (GO): carbohydrate metabolic process; protein N-linked glycosylation
Molecular function (GO): cytoskeletal protein binding; beta-N-acetylglucosaminylglycopeptide beta-1,4-galactosyltransferase activity
Source: RefSeq, a predicted model, not a curated record